Guillardia theta CCMP2712 is the source of this 3414-nucleotide messenger RNA. RefSeq lists its product as hypothetical. Bases 1 to 3414 code for a protein of 1137 amino acids. The record is from RefSeq and is a predicted model, not a curated record. NCBI's taxonomy places the organism in Eukaryota, Cryptophyceae, Pyrenomonadales, Geminigeraceae. The transcript is spliced from 12 exons.
AUGUCCACGCAAAGGGUGAACGUAACUCGGUUGAAGAAACUGGCUGCGCAGUUCCUCGAUCAAGUCUUCGAUGACCAGUUUGCCAAGCUGUCCUACAACGAUAUGAGAUUGAAGAUUGGCCAAAGUGAGUUGGCUUGGUCUUGGCACACCUUGCUCCCCUGCCUGGUGCGAACUGUUCGCGACAUCCGAACCAAAUUUGGGCUCCCAUUUCCAGGUGAUUACACACUCUUCGAGACUUACAACUUUGCCACGGACAGCAUGCGAGUGUUUCUGAUACACUACCACCCCGACAAGACAUUUGGAUCGAACUCCGUGCUCGAACGCGAUGUCAUAGAGAAGGCCAACAUUGUCUUUUCCAAGUUGCAGGAUCUACACCUUCAGACAAAGCAAAGAUUCAAUAUGCGAAACCACUACAAUUGGUGGGAUAUUCUACAGUCUCUACUGGAUUUCAAUGCGACAUCCUGUCUGCACAGGACCAAGACCGACGAGUCUCGCUCCGAAAGGCUAAAACGUCAACUGGAGUACGAAUAUCAGAUUGACGCACUGUGGCCACACAACAAUCCAGACUUGAAGAUGAGGAAGAUGGAUCUUGACAAGAAACGUUUGUUCACACGGAAGGAAUACAUGUUUCUCAAUGGAUACAGAAAAAUGCAGAUUUUGGACUUAGAACUGAAGAGCAAAGGAUUCAACGUGGAACAAGACGAGGAUAAGCUUCCAGUCGAGUCAGAACGCAACACAUCCGCUUGCCUGCUUCCUGAGGAAUAUUGCCCGCUUGCCACCAAGGACCAGCUGGCCUACGAGGUGUUUUUGAAUCCAAAAGUUGUGUACAAGGGAUGGAACAUGAACGAGCCCUGUCACCUCUUCCGUAAGAUCCGCGACAUGAAGGAUACACUCUGCAUUGACAACAUUCGGAAGGAAUGGAAUUACAACCCCAGAACACUCGAAGAGACCAAGGGUGUGAUCCGUUACAUUCUGGACAUUAUUCCUGCAUUCUUGUUCAAGGAUGAACAAAAUCCAGUGAUUACAAUGUUUGAUACCAAGGAUGAUGCGAAGUUCGAGGAUCAGCUGCAAAACGUCGAAACCAUGAUUCUGUUUGUUCGUGAGACCAUGGCCCUGCUUAUCAAGUGCGCUAGCCUUCAUCAAGGGCCUCAGACCACUUGUACCCACCAGAGAUGUGGCCGCAAGAAGCUUUCCAACAUACGGCAAUCAGAUCCGAACGAGAACAACUGGGACAGAGUGAAACUCCAAGAGAUCCAAGAGAAGUGGAACGUCAUGAAGAAUAGGUUGAGAACCAUGACCUCUGACAAUGGAUUGGAAGUGAUUGCCGAUGCCCUCGCAUUGGUGCUGGCCUCAGUGCAUGACUGCAACGAGAUCAAGUUGAACUUCAAGAUGUUGGACAUCAACAUGAAGAUCUUUCACGGAACCCCAAUAUUCAUCCGCCAUCAUUUCCACAAGGACCUUCAUCAGGACCCAUCUCGUGUGGACAGUAUGUGUGACUGGAUCAAAAUCUCUCUUGACUCCCUGCUUGCUGGCGAUGCAACUAUCAAGGACAGGCUAUUAUCUGGUGAGUGCAAGGCGUAUGAUCUGGUCAUGAAUGCUUGCAUGAUGCAAUUGAUCACCCGCGAGGAUUAUCCUACCAGUACGAAUCUACCCUUCAUGAUGCGAUACGACAAGAUGCGACUUCGCCAAUUCAGGUUGGAGUUUCGAAUGGACUGUCUGAGUGUCUCUAUGUUGGGCAUUGCUUUGCAACGACUGAGCCGGAUCCCCGUUGAUUCAUCGGAUAUUCAAGGCAAGCUUAUCCAAUUCUUCAACAACUACCGUCUGUCCAUAGAGGCUGAUACGGCCUUUCCCGAAUUCGAGACCAAACAGUACUCCUACGACUUUGUCAUUGAUUCCCUUCGACGUCACCUCAUAGAAGAGGACAAGAACUGGCUCGCCACCGCGCUAUCAGUCGAAGACCCCAUCGCUGAACUUUUUGCCUUUCCUGACAUACUAUGGAAUGCCUCCAUCAUCUCGGUAACCAAGAAAUGGAUGGACAUUCUAGCAAUGGAACAGCCUCCGGCUUUUGAUAUCAACUCGGUGCAACGCUUUCCGGUCAAGCAGAGCAUGAAUCUUGCAGGAAAGCUUCAACAAGCCCUGAGGAACUCAGCGGCCAAGAAGUCAAGGCUUGAGUCCUUGCGCAAAGAGCUGCUUGCAAUAGAAGCAAAGUCCAGCAAGAAUGCAAGCUCUAGAACAACUGGCUCGGAAGGCGGCAUUCCGCAUAUGCAAGCUCAUGGAAACAAACUUGAGAUCAGAGCUGAGGAGGAGCAGGUGGGAGCAGGUGAGGAAAUCCCACGGACAAAGGAGGAGGAGGAGACUGUUCUAGGAGAGUACUCCCUCUACGCGGCUCCUUCCCAUCAGCAGAGUUGCGAUGCUGCCAGCAGCCUCAGGGAGCAGCCAUGGCAGGAGGCGGCUGAGCGGCUCCAUGAGUACGAGGAGAUCAUCGUGGACUUGCAUGCUCGCAUGCAGAACAUGCUGCAAGUGGUACAUACGGUAGCGCAAGAGUACCAGCAGGAGAGAGCGACUCUCGAGAAGGAGCUGAGCGAGCAGAGAGCGCGGCAGGAGGAGGAGCUCAGAGCUGCGCGAGAAGAAUUGAGAGGCGCGCUGAGCAAAGUCGACGAGAUGAAGUUGAAACAGCAAAAUCGCGCGGCGAGGGAGCUGUUGGAUUACUUCAGAGACAAGUUCCUUGAGAUGGGGGCAGGGAGUGCGAGAGCAGCUGCAUCCUCUGAGUCGAGCUGCCUCCGACAAACUUCGUGUCGUUCGAGGAGCAAGCAGACUUCGCAGGAGGUCGAGCAACCCGUGCAGCUGUUUGCUCGCAGCCUUCACCCGAUUGCUCACAGGAUGUCCGAGCUCGAGAGCUGGAGGUUGCGAUGCGAGGAGCUCGGCAAGGAGAACAGAACUCUGACGCGAAGACUUGUUUGCCUCGAGGAGGAGAACAUGGACCUGAAGCAUGCGAGGGCGACGAUGAAGAAAGACUCGAGCAAGGUGCUGCGAACGAGUGAGGUCUGUCUGCAGGGGAUGCAGCGGAAGCUUGCAGCUCAACGCCAGCAGCUGCGAGCGUAUGAGAUAAGAAGAAGAGAAGACGACAAGUACAUCAGCAGACUAGAGAAGAAGGUGAUAGAGGCGCCUCAGCCGCACGACCAGCCGGAGCACCCGAAGGAGAGCAGCGGGCAGACGCCCAACGAUGGCUGCAGCUUAGACGCCCUCACCGAGGAGGGGAGCAGCGAGAAGGGAGGGUCGACGGACCACUCCAGCUCUGCUCCUCCUCCCUCACGACCAGACCUGCGCGACGACUUGGUGCUGUCCUCUGACGAGGAUGACCCGGAAGAUGAGGAGGAAACUCUUCGAGGAACAUUUCAAGUGAAGGAGCUCUGA